GCCUCUCUCCGGCCGAAUCUGAGCUCAAAGCUUUUCCUUCCAUGUCCUCAUCUGCUGAAUCCUUGUGUAGGAUUGGGAAGGUUGUUCGCUUCCGCACUCAUUCCUCUCCCGUGAGUCCUCUCUGUCUUCUUUCACCUCCCCUGCUCUUCUCCGUUUUGCAUCCGUGUGCUCGUCUACUGAGAUCCUUUUCCCGUCUCUCAGAGCCCCCCGACAUCAGCAACUGGUUCUCUAGCUAUGUUUACGAGUCGCCGGAUUCUUUGGGUCUUCCCGAUAGUCUCGGUAGUCCUCUACUACUUGAGGAAGACGAAAGCCAAACCCAAGAACCGGUGGACGGUUCCUCUACAUCUAAGGAUUGCAAUUUGGUUGAUUUCCCAAAACACGGGAAGAACUCGUAUCACAACGUAGGCUUAUCUUUUGGGUCCUGCAAACAAGCUGGUUCUUUUAUGCUGAAAGAGAACAACCAGGAUUCGUUGCUGGGAGAUGAAGGGAAAUCUUGUCGACGAAAUGAUGAUGUUUGCAGUGACUACGGCAAUCGUAGCCUCGAUAAGAGCUCCGCUUCAUCUGAUAAGAGAAUACUCGAGAGGACAAAUUGCCAUGGGCAAAUCUCGCAUCAAGAAAGCGAUACCAAUGGGCUGUCACCAAAGCAGUGGGUUGAAGAUGAUGGCUUUGUUUCUGUGAAGAGUAAGGAUCGUUCGAGAGCCAGUGACAUCCUAAAGAUGCUGCCAAAUCAAUGGAAUGAUUGCUCGAAUAGGAACAAGAACACGGGAAGGAAUAAAAAAGAAUGGAUUGGAGAAACUGAUCACGUACAGCCAAAGAGAAAGCUGAAUCUGAAGAAGCUGCUCGGUGAGGAACUUCUCGCAACGCUUUCUGAAGAAAAGGGAGGCUGUUUGCCUUCAUCUGCUUCGGGUUCAGAGUGUACUUCAGCAGCAGCAGCAGCAAGUCUUGUGCAGAACAAGAGCUGCGACAGGACUGAUGGGAGAAAUUGGUUCGAAGAUAGCGAUAUAAUGCACGUUGACAACACUAAAAAGAAGCAGGAAAAAGAUGGGAGACGAUCUAAAGAAGAAGGUGGAGUCAUCAGACCAACAUCAAUGUCAUCAAUGGAACAGCCAGAGGACAAGAAUGGAGCUCCGAGAAGUCCUCUGGGGGACAAAUCCAAUCACCAAGCCAUGGUCGCAGCAGCAUCAGAGAUCCCUGGGAAAUGGCGAUGUCCUCGCAAGGCCAAAGUGGACAUGGGCCCUCCGAAGAAGCAACUGAGGCUGGAUCGCUGGUUCCAUCUCUCUCAUGGCCGCCCUACCAUCACAUGAACUCCCAGUGCACGCAGCAGAGGCAUGCUACUUCAGGAUCUGCUGCAAGUGCUGGUCGAAAAGAGGAAGAAGACAUGAUUGUUGCAGUCAAACAGUACCACCAUUGCAAUGGCCAACAAGAUUCACAUGUUUGCUUGCUUCACCUUUGUUGCAGAUGAUCAAUAGAUGUGAGGUCCACACUCCAGUCUCUCUCUUUUCUUGGGUCUACAGUAGCAAGGAAUUAGGUUGUGCAAAGAAAGGAAUAAGGUUGAAUGGGAGGAUCCCCAUGCAUUACUUGUUAGAAAAAGAAGAUGAAAUAAUGACCAUCAAGAUCCAAAGCAGAAGCUUAGAUCCAACCUAGGA
This is a messenger RNA of Musa acuminata subsp. malaccensis (wild Malaysian banana), 1646 nucleotides long. The record is from RefSeq and is a predicted model, not a curated record. NCBI's taxonomy places the organism in Eukaryota, Viridiplantae, Streptophyta, Magnoliopsida, Zingiberales, Musaceae.